AUGGCUACAGCAGUCAAAUGUAUACAAAGUAACCUACAACAUGCCAAGGCCGCUUCCAACGUCUUUGGCAGAAGGUUCAGGAAGGAAGGUGUACAUCUCGCCUUUAUUCAGGAAACUUGGGUUAACUCAGGCCGCGUAUGUGGCCUUGGGGACGCAGAGGGUAGACUAAUUACUGCCCCAAGAGUAACCAGACCUAGGGCAUGCAUUUUAGUAAAAAAGAGCGUGCACUCUUUUAACCUUUACAGGUUCUGCUGUCAGGAUGUGGUGGCGGUGCAUGUCCAGAUCCCAGCGGGGAGGAUCGGUGGUGGAAUGGAAUUCGUUGCCUGCUCAGCAUAUUUCCCGGGAGACAAGACAGCAGAUCUACCUCCUCCAAAGAAAGUGAGAGAACUAAUCUCCUUCUGCAAGAGGAAAAAUCUACAGCUGGUGAUAGGAUGCGACGCCAACGGCCACAACGAGGCAUGGGGAAGCACGGACACCAACUUCAGAGGUGAGAUAAUUCUUAAUUAUUUAAUAGGUGAAGGGUUAGUGGUUAAUAACAUAGGCUCCGAACCAACCUUUGUUACCUGUAACAGGAAAGAGGUUUUAGACAUUACGGUCAGCUCCAGCGACAGGAUAUCCAAAUGGAGGGUAUCAUCUGAGCCAUCGUGCUCGGAUCACAGACACAUACAGUUUGAAAUAAGCGUAGGUGAAAGAACUCUUCUGCAAUAUAGGGAUCCAAAAUGCACAGAUUGGGAAGGAUACAACCGCUCACUCGUGCAUCUGCUGGAACCCACAAUUGCAAAAGUGAGAGAUCGCGAUGAGAUCGAGAUUGCGGCGGAACAACUGCGGUGUGCAAUCAUAACGGCUUAUAGUGAAAACUGUCCACUUAAAACAAAGAAGGAUAACAGGAAGUCCUCUUGGUGGAACAACAAACUGGACAAAACAAAGAAGGAUAACAGGAAGUCCUCUUGGUGGAACAACAAACUGGACAAAAGAAGAAAAGAAGUGCGACAUAUCUUUAAUCGCGCUAAAGCGUCAGGUAACUGGGAAACCUAUCGUACGACGUUGGCGGAGUACAAUAAGGAAAUAAGAAGGGCGAAGAGAGUCUUGGAGAAGGUUCUGUGGGAGUCUGGUCGAUCUACCCCAAAGCACCAGAAUUCACAAGAUUCUCUCAAAAGAACCACUGAAUGA
Molecule: messenger RNA, 1170 nt
Organism: Sitophilus oryzae (rice weevil)
Lineage: Eukaryota; Metazoa; Arthropoda; Insecta; Coleoptera; Curculionidae
Exons: 1
Coding region: 1-1170 (389 amino acids)
Molecular function (GO): catalytic activity
Source: RefSeq, a predicted model, not a curated record